CUAAACACGUGUAUCAUGACUCUAUGACCUAAACGCAUUUAGCUUUGAAAGCAACACAAAACUCCCACCUCUAUCACAUUUAUCACACUGAGAGCACCCUUCCUGGUGAACACACCAUCUGCGGACAUUGCAGGGCAGCAGUCAUGUGAACGAUGAUGAACGUGAUAACAGCUUUAGCUCUUUCUUGUUUCUUUUCAGGCUGGAUUGCUGUCUCAGGUUCUGAGUUUCAGACCUCAGAGGUGCAGGCAGGUGAAAAUGUCACUCUGCAGUGCACCAAGAUUUACACAUAUGAAGUUCAGACUUUCUGGUUCAGACUGGUCAACGGAACCACAUUCAACUCUAUCGCUUUUAUGCAAGCGUCUAGUUCAAAUGUUAACUACAAUGAUGGAUUUAAAAAUGGAAAAGUUGAAAUGACAAAAACAACCUCUGAUGUCUUCCUCAAAAUCAAACAAGUGGAUGUGUCUGACUCUGGGCUGUAUUUCUGUGGAUUUCUCUCAGAAGGACGUCUAAAUUUAAGCGUCAUGCAAUUAAAGGUUGGAGCCAUCGAUGAGCCUCAGGAUGACAUGGACUGCAUCUCUAAACAGGCUCACGAAGUAGCAAAGCUGACGAGUGUCACCCUGGGUGUUCUGUCUGUUUUCCUCUUAAUGGUCAUCACUGGUCUGGCUGUUCAACGCAGGAAAACAGCUAAAGAACAUGAAAAUACGAAUCCAGAACAAUUUGAGAAUCUGGACCCUGGCACCCUGAAGGAUCCAGCACUGCAAUCAGCAGUAAAAAGACGCGGGAGGCCUGCAGCACAAAAGCAACCAGAAACUCAUGUUAUUUAUACUACCAACAGAUAGACUCAUUUUCCUGUUUGACUGGUGCUAGUGCUGCUUCCUGUUUUUAUUUCUAUUUCCUCUAUACUUUCGGCUGCAUCUGCAUCCCAUCAGCCCCUAUUUGUUUUGUUUGCUACAUAGACUGCCUUCCACUGUAUGCAGGAAGCUGCUGUACACUGUCCUUCAACAGAUAUGAUCGGACACUUUUUUUCAGUAUGUGAUUCUAGAUUUUUCGUUGUGUUUACCUCAACCUCGAACCAGCAGGAGACAGAGAGCCUGCAGCUGAGAGAGAAGUAAAAUUCAUGUUGUAUAAGCUGCCAGCAGAUAGUAACGUGAUAGUAAAGUUUUAAAAGAAGCUGUGAAACCUCAUCUACUUGUUUUGAUUACAUAAUGUCCAAGAUUGCAGACUGUUAGAAGAAUAAUUACAAUUAUUUAAUGAAAGUGUUUAAAACUGCAGACAUGCACCCUUUGAAGACAAAUCUUGCAGGAAUCAUUGAAGCUAUGGUAUAAGGUAUCUUUCUCUGAAAUUAAUUCCAUCAAGUUUUAUAUAAAACACAAAAGUGAUUAUAGUCUGAAUACACUGACAUUUGUAAUUGUUUCACUGUUUCUAGUAUCUUGUAUGAGAAAAGGGGAAGUUUUCUUUCCUGACAUUUGAACAAACAGAAAGUUUGUAGCAACACUGUGUAUCAAAGGCCUUUAGCGUUGCAAUAAAACCACAAACAAAAAUAGCUGAACUGCUUUAACACAAAAGUUUCACAUCUCUCUUUCAGCUGUUUAGGUCAACUGCUUUAAUGCAUUUGAAAAGGGUGACAUGCUUUUAGAGAAAAAACAUACUGGUCCAGUAAGAGGCUCUAUUCUGAAUCCAAAUGCCUUGUUAGCGACAGAGUUUAGAGAAGAAAGGCAAGGCUGGUUUCAUUUGACAGAAAGCAGCAAAACUAAGUUGUGCCUCUUUGAGUCCUUUAAAUUGUUCGAUCCCAGGCUGCUCCAGUCUCCAUGCCAAAUAUCCUUGGGCAAGAUACUAACCCCAUGUUGCUCUCAUCCAU
This is a messenger RNA of Oreochromis niloticus (Nile tilapia), 1858 nucleotides long. RefSeq lists its product as uncharacterized. The record is from RefSeq and is a predicted model, not a curated record. Bases 153 to 839 code for a protein of 228 amino acids. The transcript has 6 exons. Gene Ontology annotation, biological process: response to bacterium. NCBI's taxonomy places the organism in Eukaryota, Metazoa, Chordata, Actinopteri, Cichliformes, Cichlidae.